AUGUCUCUGAUCCUGUUUGCGUUUGUGGUGCGGGUCAGGGAUGGACUCCCUCUGUCAGCUUCCACCGACUUUGAGCACAACAAAGAACUUCAGGAGAGGAAGCAGCAGCUCAGGACCAUCAGCAAGUCACUGGCCUUUUAUCCUGACAGGGGGACCCUUAGGGGCCAGAAGCUUAAUAUAUACUUCGUCUCCUCAGAGGGCGUUUCCUACAUGAGCGUGUGCCACAGCAGCCUCCCCAUUGCUAAAGCCUUCUGCUUCCUGGAAGAUCUACGUUGGGAGUUCACAGCAUGCUUCAACAGCACAGUCAUUUCCCUGGCAGCCAGGCCAUAUCCUUUUUUGGAAUUUGACAGCACUAUUCAAAAACUGAAGCAGCAGUACAACCAGAGUGGUGGUCCUGCACUAGAAGUGACCCUGGCAGAGGUCCAGGAAGACCUGAGGAUCCGUCCACCUGAAGUGAUUAAUCUGAAUGAAGUGGAGCUGGUCAACGGGACAGCAAAUGGGCACAUCGAACAAAGUGCUGCAUCUGCAGGUAUAAAUCAGAGGCUAGAACCAGUGUCAGUCCCAGGCAUCCUUUCCCUCAUCCUUAACAUCAUGUGUGCAUCUUUGAACAUGAUCCGUGGGGUGCAUCUCGUAGAGAACACAUUCCAGGACGACUAUGAAGGCAUUUGGAAAGUUGUGGCAUUUUUCCUCGCAUUCAUCUGCUGUGCCCUUCAGUGCCACCUUUACCUGUUCCACUCGUCUCAGAAGAAGCUGAAGUCCUUCCUCCUUUUGAGCAUGAUCGUCCUAUGCAACUUGUACCUAUUUGGCAUGCGGAACGUAUGGCAGCUCCUCUUCCACAUUUCCGUCGCCUCCCUCUCCACCUCCCUUAUCCUCACUCGCAGACUCCAGCACAGAACCGAUGACUGUGGAGUCUGAGGAGAUCAGAACUGUCCAAUGUGCUGCACCGACCCAGUAUUCAUAUCGACAGUGGUGAAAACAGCCUAUUUCAUCAGGAAGAUGUUUUUGUUUGUUUUUGACAGAACUGAAUUGAAGAGGAUGAUUAAUGAAUAUUCAUUAUCUUACCUCAAAUCUUUCUCUCGUUCCCUGAAAAACAUUUUUACUUGGGUUUUUUUUUUCCAAGACAAGAAAUCAAAGGCUAGCAAAGAGUCUGCAUACUUAACUGUCCAAAUAACGACAAAGAAAAAUCAGUUUUAAACAAACAUUGAGGUUUUUUCAGACCCUGUUUCUCAUCAAUGUUUUCUACAAGGAGUCUUAAGGGGGGGGGCGGUGCUUUGGAUCAUUUAGCCCAUUUUUGCUUCAGCUUUUCCAGGCCUUUUACCUCUGCAUAAAUGCUUUACUCAUGCUUGGGACACUUCUAUUUAUAAAUUAUUGUACAUUUAAGAUAGGAAGGAAAUAUAUGGGGAAGAAAAAAUGUUGCUUUCUAGGAUAUAGUUGCUUUUUUUCUAUUGUUUAAAUUAACAACAGAUAAACUGAAGGAUAGCUCCCAGUGCUGCUAGUUCGCUUUCUGUGAUCCAGUACCCAUUUAGCCAAAACAAAAGCAUAAAUCAAAGUUUUUUGCAUCAAUAUUGUGGGCAGGUUCAAGUAGUGCUGUGUAGCAAAGCGGUUUGGUUAAUUUACCUUGAUUGACGCUUCCAUUGCAUGUGCUUAGCUGCUUUUAAAUUAAAAGCUUUGUUUCAGGUUAAAGGUCAUCAGCCUUUCAGUAAGCUCUGCACGCACAUAUUUCUGUCACUUUGGGAAUGCUUUUCUAUUAUAGCAACAGCAGAUACAUCUUAAGUAGAGAGAAAUCUGCAGAAGGUGGGACUCAUCAGAUUUUAGCUUAUUCUUCCCUGAGUCAACAAGUCACAGUAACAGUAUGGGUUUACUGAGUGAUGAUGACUUAGAGUUAGCAGGUUUAGCUGUAACUGGGAUGUCUGAAAUAAAGUCAGAAGCUAUUAAGAAGGAAAGUUAUUUUUUACAAGAACCUGUCUGUGCUUCGUUCAGGCUUCAAGAGAUUAAAGGUUAAUUGGAGGAUUUUUGCGACUUUUUUAAAAGACCCGCCCUCUCCAUUUAAAAAAA
This is a messenger RNA of Cyprinodon tularosa, 2055 nucleotides long. RefSeq names its product SEC22 homolog C, vesicle trafficking protein (gene sec22c). The coding region runs from base 1 to 915 and encodes 304 amino acids. Gene Ontology annotation, biological process: endoplasmic reticulum to Golgi vesicle-mediated transport. The record is from RefSeq and is a predicted model, not a curated record. NCBI's taxonomy places the organism in Eukaryota, Metazoa, Chordata, Actinopteri, Cyprinodontiformes, Cyprinodontidae. The transcript has 6 exons.